ACAAUACGUACCCUUACAUUUUAAGGAGAACGUUCCAAAAACUAGAUUUCCUGAAGUGUACAAAGCCUAACUUGCUGAAAAAUGAUACAACAAAUGAGUUAAAGAAGUAUAGCAAGGCGGGCAUAACUAUUUGAACAGGCGGAAAAGUUGGUGAGCCAAGAAUUUUUUAGGUGCAUGGAGACAUCCCUUUGAAUAAACAGAUGACUAUUUGAGUGAAGAAAAAUAAAAAACUUGUAGCAUUGAAGUUUUCCUUGACAGUUAAGGCACGAAGAGGCGAAGAGAGGUGGAGAUGGAGGAGAUAGGCUUUUUGGGUAUGGGAAUAAUGGGGAGAGCUAUGGCCAUGAACUUGCUCCACCAUGGCUUUAAGGUCACUGUUUGGAAUCGUACUCAUUCAAGGUGUGAUGAGUUAGUGAAACAUGGAGCUUCAUUGGGAGAAUCUCCGGCAGCGGUAGUUAAAAAAUGCAAGUAUACGAUUGGAAUUGUGUCCGACCCUUGUGCUGCACUCUCGGUUGUUUUUGACAAAAACGGUGUUCUUGAGCAAAUAUGCGACGGAAAGAGUUAUAUACAUAUGUCGACUGUUGAUGUGGAUACUUCUUCAAAAAUAAAUGAGGCAGUUAUAUCUAGAGACGGUACUUUCCUUGAAGCUCCGGUCUCGGGCAGCAAAAAGCCUGCUGAAGACGGGCAAUUGGUUAUCCUAGCUGCUGGGGAUAAGGAUUUAUAUAGCCAAUUGCUUCCAGCUUUUGAUGUCUUGGGAAAGAAAUCAUUUUUCUUGGGACAGGUUGGAAAUGGUGCAAAAAUGAAACUUGUUGUGAACAUGAUAAUGGGCAGCAUGAUGACAACAUUUGCAGAAGGACUUGUGCUGGCUGACAAAAGUGGAUUGGAUCAGCAAACUCUCCUGGACGUGUUGGAUGUUGGGCCUAUUGCUAAUCCAUUGUUCAAGAUGAAAGGGCCUUCCAUGAUAAAACACAAUUACUCCCCCAUGAGUCCUCUAAAACAUUCACAGAAAGACAUGAGGCUUGCUUUGGGCCUUGGGGAUGAAGUUGGUGUUUCAAUGCAUGUGGCCGCGGCAACAGCUGAGGCAUUCAAGAAGGCAGUGAACUUGGGUUUGGGGGACCUUGAUUGUUCAGUUGUGCAUGAGGUCAUGCAGCAUGACCGACCCAUACUUAACUCAGAUAUGCAACUUAAUUAGUUUGGAUGAGGAUCUCACAGACAACAAUAAAACAAACCUUUAGAAAACCUUUGAAGGACCUGUUUGGUUCAAGAGAUGUCAGAUUACUUUGAACUGUUAAAUUUUUGGAUAUGUCAGAUUGAUGGAUUAUUCAAUUUGUAUACCAUUUGUCUUUAGUUAAGGUUAAUGACUAUCACAUUAAUUUAUUUGGUUGAAUGAUACUACAUCUGUUACACUAACAUUAGGACGUGAGAAUGUGGUGCGAUGAUUAAUAAAAGUGAGUUUAUGUGAUUGAUAUUAAAUGAAAUCACAUUUUGUUGAGAAUGAAAUCACAUUUUGUUGAGAAUGAAAUCACUCUAAGGAGCGAGACGCUCAGCCCUCUCUCUAGAUUCUCCACUCGACUUUCUUCUUCGGUCCACCUGAAGCCAGUGCGGCAGCGAUGCCGCCGGUGUAAGGGAGCGGCCAAGAGACAUCGCAGGCGAAGAACUCUUAUGCAGCGGUGGUUAGGGAUGCUACCACCGACCUUCGAUUGCACUCACAGCCAUGCUCCUUCUCAGAUGUGGGAGACCUGGGGUCGUCUGGUAGCUUCAGGGGCUUCUUCCCGUCGGUUACUUUCUCAAACAACGACUUACAGGUUCCCUCGCAACCUUUCCGAUUUGCCCUGUUCAUAAGGAGACUGUAUCUGCUAUUGAUGCCCCUUGUAUCACUGAUCUUGCUACUGUUGUAGAUGCAGCCCCGGUUGCUGCAGCUCCUAGGAAAAAUGCUAUGGGUGAUAUGGUUGUCUCUAAACCAACCUCAACCCCAAAUGAACCUGCACUUUCUGAUACUAUCCCCUUUCCUGAUAUUGCUACUGUCCCUAAGGAGACUGUAUCUGCUAUUGAUGCCCCUUGUAUCACUGAUCUUGCUACUUAUGAGGCCCCUUUUGAUGACACAAUUCGUGCUAAGGUUCCUGUCCAGCAUCCAGUGGCUAUAGAUGAAACCCCGGUGGCCACCCUUAACGUGGCGGUAGUCGAGGAAAUUCAUCAAUCGGCCACCUAUGGUGCUGGCAAAGUUUGGUUUGAUGCCAGAAAAGGAAAUGAAGAGAUCCUCUCUGGUCCAAAGAUUGACUGUCCAGUUACUACACAUGUCCCAUUCAUGUCCAAUGAUGAAACCAUUUCUGAGGACACCCAAACGCUAACUUUUUCUGUUUCAGGUCAAACAGAGAUCGACGAAGAAAACCUCAAAGGAUUUACACAGGUAGAAAGAAGAAGAAGCAAAAACUCAAGCUCAAAAUACUCACUUAAUGAAGGUACAGAAGAUGUACAACUAUUCUACGAUGUGGGAUAUUCAUCUCACCCCAUGAUCACCAGGAGCCACUCAAGAAAACCUCAAAAUGAAACAGACUACUAUCUCUACCAAGUUGACGAGAGGUUCGACUCACCACACAAACUAGAGGCAGCUCUUCGACGCUUCAAAUUGACUCAUCCGGAGGAAACGACUUACAGGCCUUAUCUCAAGAGAGCCAUCAGAUUUCAUAACAGAUACAAUAGAUCCCUUUCAGCUUCAAUUGGAAUCCCCUCACAAAAUUUCAAUUGUUGAUGUAUUUUCUAUUUCUUUUCAUUUCUCUUAUGUUCCAUCAGUUGUAAUCUCAAUUCCUUUUACUCAAACUUUAUUUAAAUAAAUUAGGGAGGUGUUCCCUGGCACCCCACCACCUAGUGUGAUUCUUACGGGGAAAAAGUGAUUUAUAUUGAAUUGAUAAAGUAAAAAUAAUGUAUGAAUCAUUUAGAAC
Messenger RNA from Cuscuta europaea, 2936 nucleotides. NCBI's taxonomy places the organism in Eukaryota, Viridiplantae, Streptophyta, Magnoliopsida, Solanales, Convolvulaceae. The record is from the annotation of a GenBank genome assembly.